UGAUUUGAAAUGGGAAUGUUGUGCAUUGCAUGUUGAAGGUGAAUUGUGAAUGGGAAUGACAAGAGACAGCAUGGCACCACGUUGUGACAGUUCACCAGUUCCAACCUAUAAAUGCCAGAAGAGGAAGCGGCGCUGGGAUGUGACACCAGAGGACUUAGAGAGAGAAAAGGAACAACUGCCAAAAAGAAAAGAAUGGAGAAAAGUUGCAGCUGCAGAAAGGGUGAAGGGGCCCAGAACAGUUCCAGAUUUAGACACGCCUGAAAGAAGUCGAUCCCAGGAUCCUUCUGCAGGAGGAGACGCUUCGAGCCCUGGCAGUGGGCAGUCAGACUCCACUUGUGGAACACCACCCACAAAUCCUGACACUGUGGCCACCAGUACAGGAUGUGCAUCGAUAUCAGUGUCAGCAGCAGGGGGUGUAAGCAGGAGCAACGCCAGUUGCGUGGUCAGCAGCAGUCAUCAGCAACAGCUUCAAGACCCCACCAGCUCUCCUGUCACUGCAGGAUCCUUCUCUAGUCCGGCCACCUGGCCUUCCCUUAGUGAUGCUAAUACAGUGAAGAGUGAAGUUCGCAGUCCUGGUUUGGGCGACAGCUCAUCACUAAGCCAAUCGGAAGCUUUGUACUCAGGGACAGGAGACUCAAUUGGUUCAUACAGCGACAGCAAGGAUUAUUCACAACACCCCUACUCUUCCACUCAGCAAUAUUACAGCAGUAUGCACCAAGCAUAUGGCAGCCAGUCAUCAGCGGCUGCAGCAUACAUGCAGAGCUCAAGCUUCUACAGUUCUCCAGCCUAUGGUAUGCUGCAGCAAGGGUACCACAGUGCAGCUGGCUCACGUGGCCUCAACCAGCAGUGUAAAGGUUCAAGUGCAACCAGCUACCUGAGUCCAUAUGCCACAUCUAGCACAGCGUUCAGCUCCAGUUCAGGUAGCAGUUCACAUCAUAGUGGGCAGAGUGGAGCCUCCACAGGACAGACAGCGUCGUAUGCCUCGUAUGGUGCAGGUUAUAACUGUACAGCAUCCGCGGCCACAGGCUUCUCUGCUGGUUCACAGGGCUUCCCAUCUUCACAGCAGAAACAUGAAUAUUACUUACAGAGUUUAGAAUAUGGUGGAUAUGGCAACUCAUAUGCAGGACAUCAAGUUGCAGCUGCAGCGGCUUCACAGUACGCAAGCUACUAUGCUCAGAGUUAUUCUCCAUAUGCUGUGUCUGGCUCGAGUUCUGGUGGCACUGGGGGUGGAGCAACAGCUUCAGGCUAUCAAAUUGCUGCUGGAGUUCAACACGGUGCAGCAUUACCAGGCCACACACCAGAACUACCUGCUAGGAAUGUCAAGGCUGCUGGGUUGUUAAUGCAGUUGCACAGAACACCUGCAAUACUUUCUCAAAUGAUGACAGAUAGCCCAAGUGGGUUCCAGCUGUCUGAGAAUGGCCCUGUAUCACCUGUCAAAGCAGAAUCUAAUGGUCCUGGAGGCAGUGGUAGUGGGCGACGGGCUCGGGAAGGAAGUGGAGGAGGAGAUGGAGGCUCUCGCUCCAGUAGGGGUCGUGGUCGUCGCCAAAACAAUCCUUCGCCCAGCAGCCCUGAAAGCAAUCUGGAGCGAGUUUUCAUCUGGGAUCUUGAUGAGACGAUUAUUAUCUUCCACUCUCUGCUGACAGGGUCAUUUGCCACUCGUUAUGGCAAGGAUGCUCAGUCUGUGGUACAGCUGGGGUUCAGGAUGGAGGAGAUGGUGUUCAACCUCGCUGAUACGCAUUUCUUCUUCAAUGACGUUGAGGAUUGUGACCAAGUGCAUAUUGAUGAUGUUGCAUCAGAUGACAAUGGCCAAGACCUCAGUUCUUACAAUUUUGGAUCUGAUGGCUUCCAUGCGGCUGCUAGUAAUGGUAAUUUGUGUCUGGCUACUGGAGUUCGAGGGGGUGUGGACUGGAUGCGGAAACUUGCCUUUCGGUAUCGAAAGAUCAAGGAUAUGUACAACAAUUAUAGGAAUAGUGUUGGAGGAUUGCUAGGUGCAAAACGGGAGCAGUGGCUUCAGCUGCGCUCAGAAAUUGAAGCUAUGACAGACAACUGGCUAACACUUGCCAUCAAGUGUUUGACGCUUAUCAACUCCAGGUCAAAUUGUGUGAAUGUCCUGGUAACAACCACACAGCUGGUUCCUGCUCUAGCAAAAGUCUUGCUCUUUGGACUAGGAGGGAUUUUCCCUAUUGAGAACAUCUACUCAGCUACUAAGAUUGGUAAAGAGAGUUGUUUUGAACGUAUUGUGUCAAGAUUUGGACGCAAGUGCACAUAUGUGGUGGUGGGAGAUGGACAGGAUGAAGAAGCUGCGGCCAAGCAGCUCAAUUUUCCAUUCUGGCGAAUAUCGAGUCAUAGCGACACUGCUGCCCUCUACAAUGCUCUUGAGAUGGACUUCUUAUGAUGUGGAAUAUUGUUGGAGGUGAGAAUGUCAUUUGAAAAUAAACUGUGAUUAAAGUCUUGUGCGUGUGUGUGUGAAUGUAUGUGUGCAGUUCGGAUACGCAAAGUGCUGACUGGUGGACACUGGGUGUAAAGUUUUGAAACAAAUGAUGGGAUGUGGAAACCAGAUUUUCUAGUAAAGACAGACAGAAGAUUGCUUCAGUACUCAUUGUUUAUUGGCAGUGUUCAUUACUUCACAUUUAUGAUAAUGGUCUGAGAAAGAAGAAAGAAGAUAACAGUUCAAUUAUUUACAACAUUUGUAACAUUUAAUGUUUCCUCAGCUGUUUUAAUUUGAAUGCUAUAUUAUUGAGUACAAAAAAAAUUGAGUCGAUGCAAAUGUUAAUGCAUCUUGAUGGCUCAGUCACGUGAUUGUUAACACUGUUCUUGAUAUUAAAAUCCAGAAGCAAGAGUUAACCCUUCA
Messenger RNA from Cryptotermes secundus, 2851 nucleotides. RefSeq names its product eyes absent homolog 2 (gene eya). The record is from RefSeq and is a predicted model, not a curated record. Gene Ontology annotation, cellular component: nucleus. The transcript has 17 exons. Gene Ontology annotation, molecular function: protein tyrosine phosphatase activity. Gene Ontology annotation, biological process: multicellular organism development; positive regulation of DNA repair; negative regulation of extrinsic apoptotic signaling pathway in absence of ligand. NCBI's taxonomy places the organism in Eukaryota, Metazoa, Arthropoda, Insecta, Blattodea, Kalotermitidae. Bases 50 to 2395 code for a protein of 781 amino acids.